AAUUGACAAUAAAGCAGACUUUGAACUUGAACUUUGAAGUAUCCCAUCAAGAUAGUUGCGCACUCUUGUUUUUUAGUUACUGUUGCCUUUUACCAUAACAAAACCAUUUCUAAAAAUUGAUACAGGAAGUGCACAGUCAACCUAGGCAGCUUAUCUGAGAGAAAUAGGCAACCUUCGAAACCAAUCAGAACUGUCUGUCUCCUUCUUUCUCCUUCUCGCUCCCAUACACACUUUCUCCUCUCUGUUGUGUUCUGGGGGUAAUUUGAUCACGUUUCCUCAUGCUGCAUGAAUGAAAGCAAAAGACUGAGAGCGGCGUUUGACCUGAUUCUCUCUUGUGUUUCCACGGAGCUUAAAUGGACCUGUACCUAUGGGAAAUGAGGGUAGACCUCGACACGGAUCUCCUAACUGCUGCCUUGGAGGAGGGGAGGAGGUUAAACACUGAACCUCUGGGUGGACGUGUCCAUGUGGAGUGAGCCUGACUCCUGCUGAGGACCGCAGCAGACUUCCUCCCUCAUCUGAGGCAGAGUCCCAGGGAGAGGCUGUGAUCGAACACAGACCCCCUCUGCCCCGCCCCGCCCCUCCUCGUCGUCCUCCUCCUCUAAUGUCCCAGAGGAAGAGCGUGCCUAGCCUCGCGAGGAGACUGCUUACCGUCGCCUCAAGCGUCCCGCACGCCAGCCGCCCUCUAGUAGCGCCCCUCGGUCACUUCUUGCUCUGACCCAGUCAACCCCCCCACUCUCAGGUCUGCUGACCAUGAAGGAGGUGGGCCAGUGGUCGGAGGAGGAUGUACUAGACUGGCUGACAGAGGAGGGCAUGCAAGAGUACUUGGAAUCCUUCCAGCAGCUGGACGGCCCGGGCCUCCUGCGGCUCUCUGAACAGGACUUCCGUGGCCCACCGCUUUCGCUGGUCUCGGGCGACGGCGGCCGGCAGCUGCUGGAGCGCCUGGAGACGCUGCGUGUGGCCCACCUCAUGGAGGUCAACAAAGGUCACCACCACCAUGCCAACGGCCACGUGCUCGCCAAUGGCACCGCCAAGCCGCACCACAACGGCUUGCUCAAGAAGAACGGCUUCCACCGCUCGGAGCAGGUGCACGUCCAGAUCCCCGUGCCGCCGCCGGAGCCCGAGCGUUUCCCGGCCGAGUGGGGCAAGACGGGCGCCGCCUUCCUGUACGCCGUCUGCUGCUUCCUGACGACCAGCGUGGUCAUCUCGGUAGUGCACGAGCGCGUGCCACCCAAGGAGGAGACGCCGCCACUGCCCGACAAGUUCUUCGAUCUGUUUGACCGCGUGGAGUGGGCCUUCUCCAUCUGCGAGGUGAAUGGCAUGCUGCUCGUGGCUCUCUGGCUUAUGCAGUGGGUCCUGCUCAAACACAGGUCCAUCGUGGGCCGGCGGUUCUUCUUCAUUGUGGGCACGCUGUACCUGUACAGGUGUGUCACCAUGUACAUCACCACCCUUCCGGUGCCUGGCAUGCACUUCCGCUGCUCGCCCAAGCUCUCUGGCAGGUGGGAGGCUCAGCUCCACAGGAUAAUGAAGAUGAUUGCUGGUGGAGGGCUCACAAUCACCGGAUCCCACACCAUGUGUGGAGAUUACCUGUACAGCGGCCACACUGUGAUGCUCACACUGACUUAUCUCUUCAUUAAAGAGUACUCUCCAAAGAGGUUCUGGGUGUAUCACUGGGUCUGCUGGACCCUAAGUGUGGUGGGGGUCUUUUGCAUCCUGCUGGCCCAUGACCACUACACCGUGGACGUGGUGGUGGCCUACUUCAUCACCACACGCCUCUUCUGGUGGUAUCACACACUAGCCAAUCAGCCGGUCCUGAAAGAGAGCUCCCAAGGAAACCUCUUCUCCCAGGUCUGGUGGUACCGCUUGUUCCAGUAUUUUGAGCACAACGUCCAGGGGCCCGUCCCGAAGAGCUAUCAGCUACCGCUGUCUUGGCGCAUGUUACCAUGGACACGGGUGAAAUACAGCAGACUGGACUCGCAGUGACCCUGGCUGAGUGAUGAGAGUGGAACUGUGUGGGACUCAACAGUGCGGGAGGCCAUAGAAAAAUUCUCAUCAUCAGACUAUGUGCAGAAUGGCUCAGCACUGUGACCCAUUGUUAUUUUUACAGACGACUGUACUUUGUAUUUGAAUUAUUGAAAGACACUGUAAUUUACUGGACUGACAUGGAUAUCGUAAACAGUACAUAAGAUGACUGGAGUUGAAAAGCCUCAACCUGCUCUGCUUCAGAGUGUAGCUUUAGCAUUUCAGUUUUAUUUUUUAUUUUUUGGCUGAUAAAACUUAAACAUUUCAUGAGUAUAUCCUUCAAACUUUGAUUCUGUGUUUAGAAUCAUGGUUGUAUCCAUUAAAGUAAAGGAGAGUAGAAUUAUAUAACUUGUAAAGUUGAGUUCCAGAAACUGUUAAACAGUAUCAAGCUCUUAUAGAAGCAGAUUGUUUUGUUUUUAUACAUCAGUAGAAAUCUCCUCUUUUGUACAUACAAAUGUGGCAAGGGUGCAAAACAGUAGUUUCUCUAUAUUUCACAGGUCUAUUUUUCAAAACAAUGUUUUAGAAAAUCUUUUUUUAGAUUUUUACCUUUUAAUAAUGCGUGCUGAAUGCUGGAUAAUCUUAAACAUAUGUGUUUAGUGUUCAAUCAGUGCCUUUAUAAUCAUGAUUGUAACGUGCGUGCGUGCGUGCACGCGCCUGUGUGUUUCAAGGAGGUUUUUUGUGUGCACAUGUGUGUCAUUACUUUACGUUUAACUUUAACAAAUCGCAAAGUGACCAUAAUUUUGCCAGCCCUCUUGCCAAACUAGCAUAGUGUGUAGUUUAGUAUCCAUGAAAGGUAGCAUUAAUAGGGCUCUCUCAUGUUGAUCACACACACACACACACACACACACACACACACACACACACACACAAAAACCAAAACAAAUUGCCUGAAAAAUAAUGGGAGACUACAUAGAAUGUCCUAACCGCUGCAUUGAUUUGCACUUGCACCCACCAAGCCCAUGGGCAUGUCCAUUUGUUUGGCUGGACAUCCAGUUAACAUGCUGAGAGCUCUGCGAUUAACCUUCCCCUUAUAGAAGUGACUGCCAACAUCAGCAUUUGAAUCCAAACAUUGUGGAUUCAGUGGCUCUUAGAGACUUUGGACUUUGGAUUGUUGUUUGCAUUACACUAACCAACACAGCACAACACUCCUGCUUGUGAAGACUGUUGGGCCUAGUUACAGCCAGUGUUUUACCAGCCUAGCCACCCCUCCUGCUAGUAUACAGUUUUUUUCCCCCCGUAGGAUAUAGAGCAUGGUUCAAAUUGUGUCUGGUUUGUUCGUUGUGGAUGUUCUUUGUCCCUAAUUUAUCAAGUGGUUAUGGAGCCAGACUGAAAUAAUUUAUUUCAUUGUUUUGUUUUCUGUUAUUCUUUUCAUCAUGUUUCCCCUUAAAAAAAAAAAAAAAAAAAAAGAUGAAUGACAAACACUGACUGAACUGGACUUGUGCAGACCUGUGACUGCAAGUAUGCUGUUUCUCCAUGAAUGUAACUGCUUGGGCUUUGGCAGAUGUGCAGUAGUCAUCGGAGCAUAGUAAUGUUCUGAUGGGACCUCUUCUUGGAAAAUGAAACACAUCUAACUUGGUGACUGACAAAAUAUCCCUGCCUUGUGUUCUUAAAUGGGCCAUAUUUUGAAGGAUGUAACUAUGAUCUAAUGAUUGUCUGAAUUCAACUGAACCCUCAACUUGAAGUGGACUGUCAUCAUGACCUGAUCCACAUUAAUAUCUGAAGUCUGGAAAUUCAUUUUUUAAUGAAUGAGCGCACGCUAGCUGACAAUGGCUUUGAUAUAAGAAAACUCAAAUAGGCUUGGUCAAUAUAGCCACAUUUAUAUCAUGUUACCAGUCCUCAAAAUAAGGAUCUAGAAAGUACUGUUUGGUAGUCAACAUCUGUUUUGAAUUGUGUUGUUAUUGUUUAUUUGAAUAACAGCUCCAAUAUUGGAUGUAGUCAGGCUGCAGACAGAACAAGACAAUAUGGUGAACAUCUUUUUUUCUCCUUCCAGUCACCUGUGCUGACGAAAAAUGUAGUAAAGGGAAAACAAAUAUUUCCUAUUUAUUAUAAUAUGCAAGUUGUCACAAAGCUUGCAUACCCAAGUAGUUUUAAAUGUAUGAAAAAAGCACUAUGUACCUCCAAAGAAAGUCUGAUUAAUUGUUUCACACAGUCCUGGAUGUCUGUGCUGUAUGUAUGAAUGAAUUGUACUGAUGAAUUUGAUGGUUUAUCAUAGGCCACUUGGUCCCAAGCUCAGAUUUUAUUUGUAAAGAAUUGUUGGGAGAGUUUGACUUAAGACUGUUUACCAUCGCAAAAAAUAUCUUUCAUGUUCAUAAGCUUAUGUGGCCAUAUAAAAAAAUCAAGCAUUAGGGGUUUAUAGCGCCUCAAUUUUAUGUUGUCAUGGUUGAGCCAUUUCAGUUGUUUCAUGUAUAAUAUGCUGUUAGCUGUUUAUAAUUUUUACUUCACAUGUGCUGUCACAGCAAACCUUUUAGGGGGUAAUGCAGUCAACUUGGUUGCCAAUCAUGAUUUCUCUGUCUUUUAGUAGCUGUUAAGUAAUUUUAUGUGUUUUUAUUACAGGCGAAUCAACAGUCUGAUCAAAUGCAUAGUGUCCAUUUCUCUAUGUGUCUGUAUGGCUGUGAUGUUUCUAUAAUGUGGUGGUGAUGAGAGAAGAAUGGAAAUAAAUGGUUGUACUCUGUCUGUUAAA
Molecule: messenger RNA, 4699 nt
Organism: Alosa alosa (allis shad)
Lineage: Eukaryota; Metazoa; Chordata; Actinopteri; Clupeiformes; Clupeidae
Gene: sgms1a
Product: sphingomyelin synthase 1a
Exons: 6
Coding region: 751-1980 (409 amino acids)
Biological process (GO): ceramide biosynthetic process; sphingomyelin biosynthetic process
Cellular component (GO): Golgi membrane; endoplasmic reticulum membrane
Molecular function (GO): sphingomyelin synthase activity; protein binding; ceramide cholinephosphotransferase activity
Source: RefSeq, a predicted model, not a curated record